[Torrubiella] hemipterigena is the source of this 882-nucleotide messenger RNA. The record is from the annotation of a GenBank genome assembly. Lineage: Eukaryota; Fungi; Ascomycota; Sordariomycetes; Hypocreales; Clavicipitaceae.
AUGGCUACCACUCCCGUCUGGUUCAUCACAGCGGCCUCCUCAGGUUUUGGUCUUGAGAUGGCAAAAGCUGCUUUACAAAAGGGUCACAAGGUCGUUGCAACUGCUCGAUCGAUUGACCGGAUCCAGGAACUUGCCACUCUCGGUGCCGACAUCAUGACCUUUGAUGUCACAUCAUCAUUGGAGAGCAUGAGAGCGACAGCUAAAGCGGUGUUUGAUAAGUACGGUCGAGUCGACUACUUGAUCAAUGCCGCUGGAUUCUUGCUCGAAGGCGCCACCGAAGAAGUCAACGAUGAAGAAAUCCUCCAAAGCUUCAAUAUCAACGUCUUUGGCGUCAUGCGCACCGUCAAGGCCUUCUUACCACAUAUACGUGGGCAGCCCAUUGGUGCAAAUGGAAAAAGGUCGACCAUUGCAACCUUCGGCAGCUUGGCUAGCUGGAACGGUGGUCCAUCGUACUCGGUUUACGCCAUGACCAAGGCUAGCUGCUCGUCGCUCGCCGAGUCGCUAAGUCUCGAGCUGGCACCAUUCAAUAUUGUCAGCACCACGAUCGAGCCUGGCUACUUCCGCACUGGAUUCCUCAACUCUGGUGCCCGUAAGUCCGCAGAUGAACGAAUUGAGGUAUAUGAAGACGCGACCACCCCGGCAGGCCAACUUCGUGAAGCACUGGGUGCGAUUGAUAACAAUCAACCGGGUGACCCUGUAAAGGGUUCGAUUUUGACGGUGGAUAUUUUGACACAAAGCGGUGUUGCUGCAGGCAAAGAGGUUCCAGUCAGGAUUGUCUUAGGCACUGACAACUAUGAGUUCAUCAAGAACAAGCUUCAGACAACGCAAGAGAUCUUGGAUCAGUGGAAGGACGCUAUUUGCAGCACAGAUUAUACCAAAUAA